Cyclopterus lumpus (lumpfish) is the source of this 1126-nucleotide messenger RNA. RefSeq lists its product as uncharacterized. The coding region runs from base 311 to 880 and encodes 189 amino acids. The transcript has 4 exons. The record is from RefSeq and is a predicted model, not a curated record. Lineage: Eukaryota; Metazoa; Chordata; Actinopteri; Perciformes; Cyclopteridae.
AUAUCAGCGCCAUGUAAUGGAUCUUAAUUGAAGCAAUAAAAGGGCAACACGAUGAAGAGAUUGGCCUUUAAUUGCUCCCUUUUCGUUUCGAUGCCUCUUGGGUAAGUUGGCAUUAAAGGCAUGUACUUUAAUAAAAGAUUAACAUGGAUCAUAAAAAUGAAGAAAAAAAACUUCACAGCCUCAGAGUGGAGUGUGUGUGCGCGUGUGGCGGAGUAAGAGCUCAUUUCAUAUCCACGACCACAGACUUCUCACGCGGUCUGACCGGAGGAAACCUCAUCACCUUCCUCGCCCAUCACCACUGCAGCCAGUGAUGUCGUCUCUUCUGAGGGAGGAGAUGCAGAGAGUUUUAUUCCGACCUGAAAAACAGAGACUGGUGGAGUUCAUUGAGAUCGAGGAGCCGACGCACGGGAGACAUUUUCUCUGUGUCUCAGUUUCAAAAAACAAAGUGGUGCAGUUAUGUAUAGUGCGAUGUCAGAUAUCUCAGACGUCCCUCAAGUCUGGAACCAAGAAGUCCCACACCAAACGCUCCAGCAUCCAGGAGUGCUACAGGAGGACGGAGGUCUGGCCCCUGCAAGACCUGACUCUCGUUGACGGACGGGACCCUGAUGUGGACGACCCCUGCUUCCUGCUGCACUUCGACAAGGUGCGCACGGUGACGGCCGUCAGCUGCUCGGCCAAAUACUCUUUCGUGCGCGCCCUGGUCGUCCUCAGCGACCAGCACUGCCAGAUGUCCCUGAACCUGCGGAACUUUGACUGGGCCUACAUCAAGCCCACCUCCUUUUACUCCAACCGGGGAGACUGCGUCGUCCUCACGCAGAUAUGCUUCUACGCGUUCAACCUGGUGUGUCUCUCCAUGUGUCCCGUGCCCCUGGACGCAUGAUGGAAGGAACGGCGACGUGUCGUGCGUGUCGGUGCGUCAGCGCAAAAGAUGCGCGCGUUUAGAGAGUAUACAACUUGUGUUACAGGAGCUGUGAAGUGAGUGUAUGUGUAUGUGGCUUCUGGUAACACUACUAUGGCUUAUUCACCAUGACAUGUCAUCUUUUAAUGGCUGAAUGUAUUUUACAGCUUGGUAUUUGGUAACCGUGUAAUCUGCUUUUUGUCAUCUUUUCCGUGCACGUCAUUGAGA